AUGGAAGUGUUACAAGAAUUACCAACUUUUACACAGUUAACCGAAAGAGUAAUCCGCGUUCUCGGGUUAAAUCCUAGUAAAUUUACUUUACAAGGAACCAAUACGUACCUUAUUGGAACUGGGCCAAGAAAAAUUCUACUGGACACUGGAGAGAAACCCGAAUAUACACAACUAUUAUUUGAAUCUCUAAAAAAACUUGGAGAAAAUAUUAUUAUUUCCGAUAUAAUAAUUUCUCACUGGCAUAACGAUCAUGUUGGAGGCGUAGAUAGUAUUUUGCAAUAUGCAAGUGAAAACAACAUGCCUUUGCCCGUAGUGCAUAAAAGGCUCGACCCUAAACACGAUAAAUCACAUCAUAAUUUUCAACAAGUAGUAGACAAUCAAAUUUUCAAAACGGAUGGUGCUUCAAUCAUCGCUAUCUUUACCCCUGGUCAUUCAGAAGAUCAUGUAGCUUUCUAUUUGGAGGAAGAGAAAGCUAUUUUCACUGGUGACACGGUUUUAGGGCAGGGUACAACUGUAUUUGAAGACCUUGGCGAAUACAUCGAUUCGUUACAUAAAUUGAAACGAUUCACUCCUGGUCGCUUAUAUCCUGGACAUGGUCCAGUGAUUGAAAAUGGAACAGAAAAAUUGGAAGAAUAUAUUACUCAUCGUUUGGAACGAGAAAAUCAAAUAAUUAAAGAGUUUAAAACAUCUAAAUCUUCAUUAACGCCAAGACAGAUAGUUGAGAAGAUUUAUGCUAAAUAUCCAGAAUCAUUGUGA
Molecule: messenger RNA, 756 nt
Organism: Funneliformis mosseae
Lineage: Eukaryota; Fungi; Glomeromycota; Glomeromycetes; Glomerales; Glomeraceae
Source: the annotation of a GenBank genome assembly